AUGGUGAAUGAGGUGCAUCGCAUGGUGAAUGAGGUGUUGACGUGGUGGUCUGACGAACGCGAGCAACGCUCCAAGGUUGUUGCGGCACCAGACAUCAUCGCACAACACCACCGGCACCAGCAACAGCAGCAGGUGCACCAACGGCAGCAGCAACUGCAGCAUCAAACCACCGCAGACAGCCAUGGUCGCAGCAACACCACCAACACUAACAACACCAACAGCAGCAACAACAACUACAGCAACAACGCAAACUUUCACGCCAGCAGCAGUCACGCUGCACACACUCGCCUUCCCGGCUCGCGGUAUGGUCCAAAGACGCCAUUGCGGGCACGGCGGUUGCUGGCACAGCAGCUGUGCUACAAGGUGUUUGGGCACAGGUCUGGCGAGGUGCUGGCGUGCGAGGUGGGCACACCGGGGCUCAACGAGUGUCUGAGCUGCGUGGUGGCCAUGGACCUCCUCGCCCCGUGGCUGAGCCCGCUGCAGCUGCUGCACGUGUGCGCAUGCAUUGAGAUGACCAUCCCCUUUCGCACAGACAGUGCUGUCUCGACCCUCCACAAGCGCUGCCUCACCAUGUCGCGUGAAAUCACGCACAUGCAAGUGCCGCUGGGCCACCAGCACCAGCACCAGCACCAGCAACAGCACCAGCAACAGCAACAGCAACAGCAACAGCAACAGCAACAGCAACAGCAACAGCAACAGCAACAGCAACAGCAACAGCAACAGCAACAGCAACAGCAACAGCAACAGCAACAGCAACAGCACCGCCGCCCCUCACUCGCCGCCUCAUGUAUGGUGGUGAGUGCUUGUCGCAUGGCUGCGCGGGACGUGGGCAAUUUCGCCUCACACGAUACACGCGCGUUCCUGCUCAACACGUGGAAGCUGCUGCCGGAACUAAACGCCAACUUGCGAAAUGCGGACACGUUCUUGCUGAAGGACUGGAUCCGGGCCCUGGCUGGAAACAUUGGGUUCUUUGAGUUUCUCUCCAACGAGCCCACGCGCAUCUACCCUUGCUUUGGCGAGCUUGCAGGCAGCCAGGAGCAUGCGGACAUGGUGUUGCGUGCAAGCACGAACCUUGAGCGUGGUCGCGCGUAUGUUGCAGCGCGCCUCGUCACGGCUUGCAUCAUGCACGCUGUCCUUUCCGCCUCAAAGUUUAUGGUGGACACGACGCCCGUGCUCCAGUACCUGCCCUCGGGGAUGGGCGGGCGGUUUGAGCUGUCCCUGGCGGCGAAACGUGUGCAGACUGCCAUCAUGGCAGAGGUGGUGUCCGGGUGCAAUGAGGAUACCGUGUUGCAAUCACAGCUGGUGGAUGUGCUGCGUGACCACGUGCGCAAGGACACGCCGCACGAGCCAGGCGUGCAAUGGUGA
This is a messenger RNA of Salpingoeca rosetta, 1365 nucleotides long. RefSeq lists its product as uncharacterized. Gene Ontology annotation, molecular function: transcription cis-regulatory region binding. Bases 1 to 1365 code for a protein of 454 amino acids. NCBI's taxonomy places the organism in Eukaryota, Choanoflagellata, Craspedida, Salpingoecidae. Gene Ontology annotation, biological process: regulation of transcription by RNA polymerase II. Gene Ontology annotation, cellular component: nucleus. The transcript has 2 exons. The record is from RefSeq and is a predicted model, not a curated record.